AUGACCCCUCCGUUGGUUGCCCUGAUAACCGCGGGCAGCGCUGGUCUCGGCGCCGCCACUGCCCGUCUCUUUGCCCGGAACGGCAUCCGCCUAGUCAUCAGCUACGACAGCAACGGCCAAAGGGCCUAUGAACUUGUCGAAGAACUCACGAAUAUCUCCCCGCUAACAGCAGCUAGCACAGAUCGCCAGGACAACUACGUUGCCCUCAAGGCUGACUUGGCUGAAAAGGAUCAGAUCAGCCAACUUGUCGACAACACUAUAUUUAUCAUGGGCAAACUCGACAUUGUCUUCUCCAAUGGCGCAUGGAUCCGUCUUCGAGACAUCAACGAUCUGGAUGACAACGUGAACGAGGAAGACUGGGAUACGUGCUUCAACAUGAACGUCAAGUCCCAUCUCUGGUUGAUGCACGCUGCGAAACCGUAUCUGGACCAAACGGAAGGUGUCUUCAUCACCACUGCUUGUUUGGCAGGUGUCAUAGUUAGCGGGAGUUCGCUUGCCUACUCCGUCACCAAGGCAGCGCAAAUACAUUUGGCCAAGGGAUUGGCACAGAUUGCGGCACCCAAAAUCAGAGUCAAUACUGUAUCUCCGGGCCUUAUGCUUACGGAUGUUGCAGAGCAGGUACUCUGUUUCGUCAAGUCCAAAAGUGUAACAGGAGUGAACGCCAUUAUCGAUGGAGGAAUGGUGCUCUGA
Molecule: messenger RNA, 690 nt
Organism: Neurospora tetrasperma FGSC 2508
Lineage: Eukaryota; Fungi; Ascomycota; Sordariomycetes; Sordariales; Sordariaceae
Exons: 3
Coding region: 1-690 (229 amino acids)
Source: RefSeq, a predicted model, not a curated record